CAAUUCAGCCAUAUAUAAUUAUAGGACGAUUCCUUAUCCCCUAGAAUACUACUCCAUCCUCCCCUUUGAUCUUUCUUAAUUUGUUGGUUCAAAAAUGGCACGUAAGGCUUCAAAAAUCAUCCCUCAGGCCAAGCAGCCCAUUGGCAAGAGCCUGAAAUCAGAGGCUAGCCAACUUGUAGCAGCUCAGUUACAAGAAGCUGUUAAGCCCCUCCAACUUCUCAACAUGAUCCACACGACCGUAUUCACACUCAAUGCUGUGAACACCUUGGGAUUGACAGUCAAAAGCUAUAUUCGUCGGACGCGGGUGUUGUUGAGCAUUUCUUCAGACCCCACAAUGCUGAAGGAGAUUGCUAUGGCUGCUGCCCGAGCCGGUGUAUAUGAUCUCUCUAUGCCUGCAGAUCGUGCCGGAUGGAACUUAAGCCCAGUCGAUAUUCUUAAGAUUUCUGAAUGGAUGAAAUCGCCUGAUGGAGAAAACUACAUGCGCCUAAUCUACAAGAGGCAGAAGCUAGAGAAGAAAGUGCGAUCAGAGAUGUAUAACAAGGAAGCUGCAUUAGUUCAGGCCGCCUAUUCUAUUGAGCCACACCUGGAUCAGCUCCUCUCGAUACAACUCCAAGGAUAUAGAGCUGAGGUGAAGAAGAUAAGGAGCGACUACGACAAGAAGAUAGAGCGGUUACACCGUGAAAUACAAAGGCUAGAAUCUCUCAAGGCCCGUGUAUUAUUGAAAGAAAAUUGA
This is a messenger RNA of Nicotiana attenuata, 733 nucleotides long. RefSeq lists its product as uncharacterized. The record is from RefSeq and is a predicted model, not a curated record. The coding region runs from base 95 to 733 and encodes 212 amino acids. The transcript is spliced from 3 exons. NCBI's taxonomy places the organism in Eukaryota, Viridiplantae, Streptophyta, Magnoliopsida, Solanales, Solanaceae.